Messenger RNA from Fundulus heteroclitus (mummichog), 1315 nucleotides. RefSeq lists its product as uncharacterized. Bases 321 to 1226 code for a protein of 301 amino acids. The transcript is spliced from 3 exons. The record is from RefSeq and is a predicted model, not a curated record. NCBI's taxonomy places the organism in Eukaryota, Metazoa, Chordata, Actinopteri, Cyprinodontiformes, Fundulidae.
GCUUUAAGUCCUAAUGCUAUAUGCUAUAUCUGGCGUAAAUAACCUGCUCCACAUAUGGACUGAUUAGGGUCAUUAGCUGAGCGGCUGAAUUUGAAUGGCCCAGGUCGGCGCGCUUUGGGGCGCCUCAUUAUGCAGGCGCAUUAAAAGAAAGCAGUGGGGGUCAAAUGAGUAGUUGAGGAACAGGGACAAAAAGAGGGGCAGGGACGUGAGGAGGGUCGGGAUUCAAAUUCUAAGUGAUGAGCUGUGCCCAUUGUCAGUGGGGUAUAUAGCGCGCAGAGAGAAGUGGCUGCUUAAAAACCACAGAGCAUUGGGGUCUCACCAUGGCUGCUCCGAACUAUAUGUGGAUCGCUUCACUUGUUUUCUUACUCACAAGCGACGCUGGAGUUUUAGGACGCGCGGUGGACUCGUUUGGGGUUCGGUCGCAGUCUCCGCAAAGCGCAGAAGGAUCAUCCAGGCAGGCUUUACGCGCGGACGGAGUGAGGCGGUGGAGGCGCGGCGCGGCCGCCGGUGCGCACCGGGAGCGCUGCGCGGAGCUGGUAGCCCCCUGGCAGGAGAACAAGCUGCAGGCUCCGGAGCAUGGCACCGCGGUGCUGCAGCUCCGUGUGCGGCCCUAUUCUCCCGGAGCAACGCGGGGUCUGGUUUUCCCCGGGAAGUCUCUCUUCAGCUUCAUACGACGGGUUUACCUCUGCUGUCAGGAGAGACUGGGCUGCAGGAGCGUUAAAGGGAUUCAAGGUAGACUGAGAGGAGAUGCAGGGGUGGAAUUUGUCCUCACCAGGGAGGUCUUAUCAAUGACCGUCUGGAGAGCCGAGCUUCACCUUCAGCUCUCCAACCCACAGCAUCUGGACAUCAACCCCAUCAUUCCCUUCAUGGUGAAGCACAAUUUUCCUACGAGGUACAGCCUGGUUUCACGGGGAGAUGCCGUAGAACUAAAAGUGGACCUCCUGCUCCUUUUCCAGCACCUGCAGGAGGCGGCGGGCGAUGCAGGCAGAGGCCGCAGCUUAGCAGUCAUGCAGCUGGGGAGGCUGUUCUCCAACGGGGACCCACCAGGUGGAAACCCCUCUUUAGGGAUUCUGCAGGACGCUGAUGGAGAGGCAUGGAACGACGGGCUCCUAGCUCUGGACGUGGGCCUGGUGCUGGGCUGCAGUCAGGCUGGAUCGGGAGUCCCCUGUGGAAGCGGCGGUGUUCACCUCUCACUCGCCCCCUUCAUGGCUUUAUAUUACAGAUGAUGGGAGGAGGGAAAUAUUUAGUCAGAAAAGUGAAAACUUUUAAAGGUAUUAUGCACUUCGAUGUCACGUUUAAUUUAUGGACGACUUCC